GUUGAGCCUCGGAGCCAGUCCACUUCAUCUCAUACCCGUUUACCAGCCAAUUCAACGUUAGCCUUUAGCACGAUCGCAACUGUCGAUCAAAUUGUGACCACUCAUAUAUCCUAUAUGCCGCUAUAAAGAGUCUAGAUCGGUAAAACGUCGAAAAUACAGUCGAAAUGCUCUUCAUCGGCCUGACUGGGUCCAUCGCGACCGGCAAGUCUACUGUAUCAUCCAUUCUCUCAUCACCGCCUCAUUCCCUGCCCAUCAUUGAUAGUGACAUCCUUGCCCGCAAAGUCGUAGAGCCUGGCACGCCUGGCUACAAUGCCAUCGUCAAGCACUUCGGUCCUACCACUCCAGACCUUCUAGUUCCCGUCUCUGAGUCCAUGCCCGAAGAUGGCGUAGAUGGGAAGGGUAGACCGCUGAACAGACCGGCAUUGGGCAGGCGUGUAUUCGGCGAUGGCGAAGAACAGAAGACAAAUCGAGGUGUUCUAAAUGGGAUUGUGCAUCCCGCAGUGCGCAAGGAGACAUAUAAGGCCAUACUGCGCAAUUACCUGAGCGGACACUGGGCAGUGGUGCUCGAUGUCCCCCUGCUGUUUGAAAGCGGCUGGGAUAGGUUAUCGGGGGUCGUCAUGGUUGUUGCAGUCAAAGACCCAGAGAUCCAGAUGAAGAGGCUGAUGGAGCGCGAUCCCCAUCUCAGCGCCGAAGAUGCAAAGAACCGCGUGCUCAGUCAGACAGAUGUCAGGCUGAAGGCGAAGAGAUGCGAGGCGAGAGGGAAGGGCAAGGGCGUGGUUGUGUGGAACGAUGGUUCACGGAAGGAGCUCAAGGCCAACAUCGACUCCUGCCUGGCAGAAAUCAGAAGGAGCAGCCCGCCAUGGUGGAACUGGCUAUGCCUUCUCUGCCCUCCGCUGGGUGUUGCGGCCGGAACUUGGGUUUAUUGGCAGAAUAUCAAGAUCAAUCAGAGAUGGCAGGAAAUGGAGCUGAAUGAGAAGGCAAGGCUCUAGUUCCCACGCGCAGUCAUUUCUCGGCCAUUCACUGCGGCCAUUCACUGCAGCAAGCAAACCAUCUUUAACAGAUAUUGAUCAUGAUCAAGUCUAAAGGGAACUCUGUUCGC
Messenger RNA from Xylaria bambusicola, 1099 nucleotides. Its product is annotated as dephospho-CoA kinase. Gene Ontology annotation, molecular function: dephospho-CoA kinase activity; ATP binding. Gene Ontology annotation, biological process: coenzyme A biosynthetic process. The transcript has 2 exons. Bases 165 to 989 code for a protein of 274 amino acids. NCBI's taxonomy places the organism in Eukaryota, Fungi, Ascomycota, Sordariomycetes, Xylariales, Xylariaceae. The record is from RefSeq and is a predicted model, not a curated record.